Lecanosticta acicola is the source of this 660-nucleotide messenger RNA. Lineage: Eukaryota; Fungi; Ascomycota; Dothideomycetes; Mycosphaerellales; Mycosphaerellaceae. The record is from the annotation of a GenBank genome assembly.
AUGUCCGAAGACGUGAAGAAGACGAUUGGGGAUACCUACGACAACAUCGCGGCGUGGUACUUGGCGUGGGUUGAAGGCCAAGCAUCACCGAGAGUAAGAUAUACCAGGAGACUGCUGGACCAGUGUCCGGUCUCGCCCAACCUCUUGGAACUCGGAUGUGGUGCCGGUGUUCCUGUUCUCCGCAUGCUCAUGGAUCAUGGCGCCACGGUCACUGGCAAUGAUAUCUCCACGAAGCAAAUCGAACUCGCCCAGAGCCGAUUCCCGCAGGCUGCGCUCAUUGCAGGAGAUAUGACUGCUCUCAUACUCGAGGAGAAUUCUUUGGACGGCAUUCUGGCCUUCUUCUCCCUCUUCCACUUGCCGAGAGAAGAGUACCGAAGCUUUCUGUCGAAGCUUUUUGCUUGGCUGAAGCCCAGUGGGGUCUUCGCUUUCAAUCUUGCUACCGUUGAUCAAGAUGAGAUUCAUGGGGAAUUCUUCGGCCAUGGAAUGUUUUGGAGUAGCUUUGGAGAGACCGAAAAUCUCACGGUACUCGCGGACGCUGGCUUCACGAUUUUGGAGGAAGAGGUAUUGGAGGCCGGCGAUGGGAAGCUCGAGGAAGGGGAUCCAGAUUAUGGGGUGAAGUUCAUGUGGAUUCUGGCCAUGAAGCCAGAGCGAGCCGGAUGA